This is a messenger RNA of Prunus armeniaca (apricot), 636 nucleotides long. The record is from the annotation of a GenBank genome assembly. NCBI's taxonomy places the organism in Eukaryota, Viridiplantae, Streptophyta, Magnoliopsida, Rosales, Rosaceae.
AUGGCGCCCAAAAAGAGGCUACAAGGUGUUGAUGACAAAUUGCAGAAGCUUCUGGAUGCUAACAUGGAUGAAGCUCCUGCCAGAAGGCGGGCUCGUGAGGCCUUCAAGGAAAUUCAGCUGGGGAUUGACCAUAUUUUGUUCAAGACACCCACUGAUGGAUUGAAAAUAGAGGAGUCAUAUGAGGUAAACUCCAGGGGAUUGGAGAUCUUCUGCAAGAGUUGGCUUCCAGAGGCAUCUCGCCCCAAAGCAAUAGUGUGUUACUGUCAUGGAAUUGCGAGGAAGUUGGCGUCAUAUGGAUAUGGAGUUUUCGCAAUGGAUUACCCUGGAUUUGGUCUUUCAGAAGGCCUUCAUUGCCAUAUUCCCAGCUUUGACAUUCUUGUAGAUGAUGUCAUUGAGCAUUACUCCAAUGUCAAAGGAGGCUUAUUGCAUCUUUGUGCAGUCACUGAGUCAGCUGGCCAACCAUCUUGGUGCAUCAAACAUGCACUGGAGAACCCUGAGUUCCGUACUCUUCCAAGCUUUCUCUUUGGACAGUCCCUGGGUGGAGCUGUAGCAUUGAAGGUUCAUCUAAAACAACCUAGUGCAUGGAAUGGCGCAAUACUUGUUGCACCAAUGUGCAAAGUAAAUUCUGCAACUUGA